Messenger RNA from Encephalitozoon cuniculi GB-M1, 642 nucleotides. RefSeq lists its product as uncharacterized. Gene Ontology annotation, molecular function: D-ribulose-phosphate 3-epimerase activity; metal ion binding. NCBI's taxonomy places the organism in Eukaryota, Fungi, Microsporidia, Unikaryonidae. The transcript has a single exon. The record is from RefSeq and is marked provisional. Gene Ontology annotation, biological process: pentose-phosphate shunt; carbohydrate metabolic process; pentose-phosphate shunt, non-oxidative branch. Gene Ontology annotation, cellular component: cytosol. Bases 1 to 642 code for a protein of 213 amino acids.
AUGCUGAAGAAAAGGAUAGGAAUAAGCAUACUAGACUGUAAUUUCGGGAAUCUAGAGGAGGAGCUUGGGGAGCUGAAGAGGAAUGGGGUGACCAACAUCCACCUGGAUGUCAUGGAUACAACAUUUGUCAAGAACAUCACCUUUGGCCCGUGCAUAAUCAACAGGAUUCUUGAGCACGACUUUGUGUUCGAUGUCCAUAUGAUGGUCGAGUCGCCUUUAGAUAUUAUCAUGCAGAUAGAUCUCGAGAGGGUGUCCCUGGUGACGAUCCACAGCGAGGUUUGCGAUAAGGCAGGCGUUGCUGAGUAUCUCAGAAAGAGGAAUGUGCUGUUUGGGAUUGCACUCAAUCCUGAGACCCAAGUGGACGAUGCCGAGAUGAGGAGCGCCGACUUUGUCCUUAUAAUGAGCGUUAAGCCGGGAUUUGGAGGGCAGAAAUUUCAGGAGGAGUGCCUGGCAAAAGUGGAGGAGGUCCGGAGAUAUGGGAAGAUGGUUGGGAUUGAUGGAGGAAUAGAGAUGAGCAACAUUGGCCGGAUUACUGGGGCUGACUAUGCCGUGGUGGGAUCCGGAUAUUUCAGAUCUGGAGACAGAAAGAAGUUUCUGAGGGACAUUACCGAUGAGUUCCUCUGUGGCUCUUGCUCUGGCUGA